CAACGACAUACCUGCCAAUAUCAAAUGAAUCCAAAUAUAAACCACGCUCGGAACUUCGAUGGCGAUUUUCUGUGCCACAAAAGCAACGCCCGACUGGAACCGGCAAGUGAGGACACCGAUGUGAUAUGCUGCGAUAUGCUGGGCAGAGUGAAAGAAUUUGCCGUUAUUUUGCAUUUGUAUAGCUUCAGCGACUCUUUGUUAACCACGCAAUCAGUGGUUAAGUCAUUGUCUUAUUGUAUCAGUUGAACUAAAUAUCAUUUGCGCAGUUAUAUAACAUAGAAAAACUUGAAAGGAAUCUCUAAGGGAGAAAAGAAAUGGAAUUAAGCAACAGCAAAAUGGUUUGGGCAUUUUAUUACGAUGGCAUGAUAGGAAUUAGGGAAUCAAAGGGGGCUAAGAAAAUCACACACCUGCACGAAAUUCCUAGCAAACCUGUGCGUUAACCACCAUGUUAUGACGUCAUAAUUUGGGAUAAAAAUAUAUCUUGAGAUUGUCUAACCUGCGAACGGGAAUGCUCUGGGAGAGAUUGGAGAAUGGUGAUUGGUCAAUCAUUUACAGAGCCCAGUCCACCAAUAUUGCGAUGCAGCUCGGCCAAGAUGGCGGCGACGAGGGGAGAAGAUUCCGAAGAUAAAUCUAUCUCGAUGCGAGUUGCUCUUUUUGGUAUUAGGAAUGCUUUUCCGAGCGUUAAACAAAUGGACACUGGUGAGCUUGCGAAGUUCAUAGAAGGAAAUAAAUAUAAAAACCUUAUUUUGUUGGUAAGUAAUAGGGUGCCAAAAAAUAAAAAAGACGUCUUCAUUUUUAUUAUUAAACACUCAACUAAACUUGAGUGACUCAAGUAACCACAAAGACUAACAAAUGUUGCUUGGCAACAUCUGUGAGUAAAAAAGAAUGUUGUGGUCAACUUUUAUGGUGAAGGAUUUGUUUGGGAUUUUCUGACGUGCGUCCCAAAAACAAUCUUUUAAUCAGUAGUUUCACAAUUUUCGAAAGCUUGUUGUUCGAAGGGUGUUCAUGUGGGUUUUCACUUGUUUCCAUCUACCAAACUGACAUUACAUCAUUUGAUCAAUUUCUAAAGUUGUUUCUUUUUGGAUUUUUUAAUUAAUUUGGUUAGGGUUAGAGUUAGUGUUGCGGUUAGGGUUAGGGGUUAGAGUAGGGGUAGGGUUUGGGCUAGUUACAUAGCCAUUUAACACCUCUUCAAUCUUCUGAAAAUGACGUCAUGUCAGUUUGGUGGUUGGAAACAAGUGCUGACCGUUCAUGUGAACGUCUUCAAACUUUGUAUGCUUGCUAAUUUUGGGGUGGUCUUUUUGGUGGGUUGGUUCAUUUCUUAAUUUGGGCACUUUUUGACACUUGUCCCGGUCCUCUCAUCAACUUCGGAAUGGCUAAUUUGUAUUUCUAUUUGCAUAUAUUCCUAGUAUGGUCUAUGGAUCUGCAUACAUCAUCAUCCCUUCAAAUAUUUUUGUGUGUGUUUUUUUUUUCUAAUAUUCUUAGCUCAAAUACACUGAAAAAUCUCACAUAGACAGUAGUCAACUCGAAAGCUUCUUGCUACUUUGACUACUGGGCAUAAUUUAACCAAGUCAUCAUUUAUUCUAUUAUAAUAAGUAAUUUUAACUAUUUUUGUAAUGACGUUCUUGAAUUCUUUUUUUUUGUAUAUAUUGCAAAUCAUUAAAAAUCUGAAAAAAUCUGAAAUCUGAGAUUCAGAGCUUUUCAACAUUAUUUUAGACUAUUUUUUAAUCCAGUGUUUUCAAGCGUAUAUUUCAGAUAGAGCUGCACAAUAGAGCUUGGUUAAACCCACCCUUAAAACAAUUCAAUCCAAAACCAUUCCAUUUGAUUGCAUGUGUCUUUGAAAACGUCAAAAGUAUUAUAUUCUCUCUAUUACUAUUAAAAUCAAGGAAAAUAAAUCUAAUUAUUAUUCCACCUUUGUGCAGGAUGUUCGAGAACAAGACGAGUAUGAUGUCAGUCAUUUGCCGAAUGCAAUACGAGUCAAACCCGAUGAACCGGUUGAUCAGGUUAUGACAAAGAUCAAACAAUGUUUAGAAAGUAAGUUAAGGUGGCUGGCUCCCUAGUAGAGGUGUCCGAAUCCAAUCAGAAUCGGACCAAAUUUUACAUAUUUGGAUCGUAUUUUGUUCGAAAAUACAACACUAUGAUGAUAUGAAAUUUUGAUUGCAAACAUGACACUUCUUUCAGGCAAAACUGCAUUUCGAUAUGAAAUUUGGACAUUUAUUUCCACGGUAUCCAGGCAAAUUAUACGGUGCUGAUUUCCAUUGUCUUACAUUUCAGAUAUUACCGACCAUCAUGUGCAAAUAUUGUGUUACUGCUCUGUCGGGUAUCGUUCGUCAAACAUGGUGCAAAAACUCUACCCUGAAUUUAAAAUAUUGAAAGAAAUGCAAAAAAUUGAUAUAACAUCGGAACUGUGUAAUCUCGAAGGAUCCAUAUUUAAAUGGGCCAAUGAGGGGAAGGAACUGGUUGAUUGUAACAAUGCGAAGACCAAAUAUUGUCAUCCAUAUAAUUUUCUUUAUGGGAAACUGCUUGAUGCAAAACUUAGAGUCUAUGAACCAGUGUCAACGAUAGUUCAGUGAGGCCAAAACAAUUAAUGUGGUUUUGUCUGAAUAUAUUGCCCAGUCUUGCACAAGUCACCCAGUAGAAUGAUAGCAGUAUUAUAACCUACAGUAAUGGACUUUGGAAAGUCUACAUAUAGAUCAGUCCAUAGCCUAUCGAAGGGAAGAUGGCUGUGAAACUCAUUAGAAUAACAAUAUAACUCAUCUAUGUUAGUAGUCAACGUUUAUUCAUAAAUCUGGAACUUCGCCGUCACGUGUGUAUUGUAUUUUUACCAAACAGCCCACCAAUAGCAAUUUCCAAUCUAUUGUUUGAGUCAUGGAUAGGUAACUUUUCUAAAACAUUGCUAUUGGUUAGUUCAGGUUACUUGGGCAAAAAUACAAUACGCACGUGACGGUGAAGGAUCAGAUUUAUGAAUAAACGUUGACUAACACAGAUGAGUUACAUUGUUAUUCUAAUGAGUUUCACAGCCAUCUUCCCUUCAAUAGGCUAUCACCAGUCUAUUUACUUAAUUAAGCCCUGUUUACACUACGCUCAAUUUCUGGUACGGCACAGAUAAAAUUGGUACCAGUACCACUUUUACCACAAAAAGUGGUACGGUACCAAGAAUUGAGCGUAGUGUAAACAGGGCUUAGCUAAAUAGGUAGUCCAAGAACCCAAAAAAGUGGUACGGGUACCAAUUUUAUCCGUGCCGUACCAAAAAUUGAGCGUAGUGUAAACGGGGCUUUAUUCAGAUAAGACUAUUGUACCACCUUAUUCAUACUUAUUUUAGCACAUACUUAAUUUCACGAUUUUUUCGAGGCAAAACUUUGUGAGACUUUAUUUUUGUGAUCUGGAUAGGUGAAAAUAGAAAAAGGGCAUUAAAUUUCACAAAAGCUUUUGGAACAAUAGUUUUAUAAAAAUCUGAACUACAGUUUCAAAACAGGUCAACAUAAGGUAAUGGUAUAUAUACUGUCUGUUACACUAGUCCACAAUGUUUUUACUCAUUUUAUUGCCUGUAACAAGACAAAAUGCAAACUGUAGCUUAACACUAUUAUGAAAUAAUUUGUUAUUUAUAUCAAUAUCAACUAUACAUGUUGUUGUCUUGUUGAUCAUAUUUAUCAAGAAUUUUCCGAUUCAAAUUUUUGACUACCCUGUUAUAUAAUUUUGCAUGACUGUGUAAAUUUGUGAGGUUUACUUUAAUUUUUUUUAUAAAGACAUCUUGGCUUUAUUAUGUUAAUUCACUUCACCAUAUUCCAAAAAUGUACAUUAUGUCUACAUCUACUGUGCAAUUCACUGCUUUGAAUUUCUCUUAAUGAUCAUAGUUAAGAAAUAAGCAUGCCAUCUGAUAUCGUCUGUCAAUUCGGGAUGAAAUGCUAAUGCAAUACAGUUCUUAUCUUGUACGCCAACAAUGACUUCUUUCUCUCCGACUUGUAUGGUUGCUAAUGUUUUAACAGUCGGACUGUUUAUCGACACGAUUCCUGGGGCUCGGAUAAACACUCCAUUACAUACGUCGGGUGCGUCAUUUUUGCCAGUGUGCAACUCGGAAACUUCUUUGUCCUUGAUGUGGAUUUGACCUUCAAAGCUGUUUAGUUGCCGACCAAAGUAAUUUCGACUUGUUGUAAUGUCAAGUUUUGCCAGCU
Paramuricea clavata is the source of this 4169-nucleotide messenger RNA. The record is from the annotation of a GenBank genome assembly. Lineage: Eukaryota; Metazoa; Cnidaria; Anthozoa; Malacalcyonacea; Plexauridae.